UUUGGCGGGAGGGGGCUUUAAAUAGUUUCAAAUAUGGCGACUGGUUGAACGACUUUGAGUGGAAUAGUUCCCAAAUUUUGAAUUGAAAAGGCGAAAAGUCAAAGUAUAGACUGUAUAGUGAAACAUAAUGAAGCGAAAGAGAGCAGAAGCUGUAAGUACAUUAUAAUAAAUUAUUUUAGCGUGCGUUUAUUUGGAACAUUUGGUAAAUAUUAUGCUUGUGAUGUUACUCUGAGUGUAUAUCCAGUCGGGCCAUUCCAUUUAAUGUACACACCCCCCUAUGAACGAGGUCAAUAAAAUUUGAACCCCAAAGAAAAAAAGAUCAAAGUGCCGACACAAAUACCCCCCAGAAAUUAAUAAAUUUUUGCCUUACUCCUCAGAAAAAAAAUGCAAAGAUCAAAGGAUGCCGAUGCACACAACCCCUCGGAAAUGGCGUUUUCAAACCCCUUCAGAAAUUCUCGUCCAUAGGGGGUGUGUACAUUAAAUGGAAUGGCCCCACACCGGGCAAGCUUGAAAAAUAUGCCUGACCAUGGUGGGAAUCGAACCUACAACCUUUGGAAUACUAGCCCAAUGCUCUGCCAAAUGAGCUAUGCUUUCUGGUCAGUUCGAGUAUGUGAUAUUUCGGAAAAAACACAUGAUUAUUAUUAGAUAACAUUGAUAUCAAAGGAACUAGAUUCUGUUCCGAAAUAUCACAUACUCGAACCGACCAGACCGCAUAGCUCAGUUGGCAGAGCAUUGGGCUAGUAUUCCAAAGGUCGUAGGUUUGAUUCCCACCGUUGUCAGGCAUAUUUUUCAAGCUUGCUUGGUGUGGAUAUACACUCAGUAACAUCACAAGCAUCAUAUUCACCUGAGUACAUUACACCAACACAGAAAAAUCAUGAUUAUUACUAGAUAACAUUGAUAUCGAAGGAACUAGAUUCUGUUCCGAAAUAUCACAUACUCAAACCUACCAGACCGCGUAGCUCAGUUGGCAGAGCAUUGGGCUAGUAGUCGUAGGUUCGAUUCCCACCGUGGUCAGGCAUAUUUUUCAAGCUUGCCCGGUGUGGAUAUACACUCAGAGUAACAUCACAAGCAUCAUAUUCACCGGAGUACAUUACACCAACAGAAAAAAAAUCAUGUUUGGUAAAUAUUGUUACGAACACAUUUUCGGUUAUAUGGCUAAUACGCUUUUUUGGCUGAGUCGGCUCACUGUAUGGCCACUAUUCUGUGGUCUCAGUUAAAAAUAGCCUGGUAUAAUAAUAUCUUAUUUUGCUUUUGCCAACAAAACAUAAAUUAAUAUAGGCUGUUCUGAGUCUUCUGACAAAACAUAUUCCACAUGCCUACAGCAUAAAAGCUGAACCAUGGAAUAGAGACAAAUACAAAAGUAUGACUCAGGCCACUCGGCCAAAAAAAGUGUAACAUGUUGUAUUUGCAAUGAUUUCCCAUUGAAAUGCAUGUUCCUAGCCAUUGCAUUUUACAAGAGGCAUUCACCACCUGAGUGUCUGCCACUUUAUUCUAGGGGUGUAGGAAGGCUCAAGCUUGUAAAAUUUAGAGGGGCCAAGCGGGAAAUUUUUUUAUAAUUUGGAGUCUCCAGAUCGUUGGAAAUGGCAUAUUCAGAGUCUUCUUUAGCACUUUUGUUGAGCUCUUUCAAAUUCUGUCAGUAUGACUUGUAAGCUAUAAAUAUGUUUACAGUUUAUGGUUUGCAGCCUGUUUGCGACUAUGUUAGAUGAUAAGUAUUUGAACAAGUAAAUACCGCUGCCUAGUAACACGCAGCGUGACCAAAAACAUCCAAUGACAAAAGACAAACCAAAAUGUUGUUAUUAAAAUAACAAUAAUUGCAGAACGUUAUUAACAUGAUAUAUACCUGUAUGGUUUCAAAUGCUUCCUGUUUCAAGAAUUUCGCAGUAUUUUUUUAUUAUUUUUUUAAAUCCAAGAAUUGGGGGGGGGGGGCAAAAGCUAUCCGGGCUUCCCCUUAUAAAAUAUUGGGGGGGGGGCAUGCCCCCUUGAUUCCAAGCCCCUGGUUUUCAGGGGCUGAUGGCCUCUCCUUAGUACACUGGCUAGGAAUGUGGUGAGUGCUUUGUCAGCCUUUGUGAUGUUGUGGCAGCAGUUAGUUAUGUUGAGAUCAAAUUACAGGUGCUAACAUAACGUCAUACUUUCUAUAAAGUCCCUAUUCUGUGGGUGAACCUUGCCUGCACCCAAUAUUGGUUAGUAUUACAAAUUGUGUCUGAACCAGCCCUAAUUGUGAUUUUUUAAAGCUUUUACAAGGAAGGAAACAUAUAAAGCUUGAGAUUAAACUACUCAAAUCAAUCAAGUCUGAAAAUACAUCACCUCCAUGCUCAAAAAACUUCAGGGAAGAACAAUCAGACUGCGUAAGUAUGGGUAAUGUGCAGCACAACUUUAAUUUUAUUUGUACUGUACACAGGGCUUUCAGAAUUAUUCUGAGCAGGUAUCUGUUUUGAUAAAGUAGGCGACUGUUGGGAGGGAGGGGGUGGGGGGUCUUAAACUGGUGUAUAUUGAUUAGAUAGCAACACAACUGAGCUCUGGAACCAAAUUAUAAUGUAUCACUACUUUCAUUCUUUAAGAUUUAAGAUGGCAAAUAACUAAAUCAAUUUUACGAAAUACAGUAGUAUGCCGUUUUCGAAAAUAACCAGGCUAUAAAGUAAAGAGCAAGUUGAGAAACAAUAACUUUGUUUGAAAGCUUAGAUUAGGAGGAAGGAGAGCAGAAUUGAUCAUUCAAGUACUAAACAAAGUAACCGGCGGUGAAUCUUGUGGCACCCGCCGGAGCUCCAGCAGCCACUGCCUUAUUUUGAAAGCCUGGUGUACAUACUGUAUCCCUGCCACAAGGUGGUCGAGAUCCUAUGUUACAUCUUAUAUCCUUACAAUGUCUACUUAUACUGCAAGGGUGGAUACAAAAGCAAAACACUCGUAGUUCACAGAGUAAGUUUCAGCUUGGAGUCUCCCGGCAGCACUGGGAGAAUUGACAGCUAGGUCAGGUCUGGUUAAGUUUUAGUUGGGAUGAAAACCUCCGGUUAGGAUUAUGGGUGUGUGGGUUAGGUUUAUGUUUUUUUACCUCAAACAACAUAAAAUAGCUAAAAUCCAUCAUCUUUAUCUCAUCAAUCUUCCCUUUGCAAUUUAUCGCGCAUGAAAGCUUUUCCAAAAUCCCUGUAAAAUUAAAAGCAAAAAGUUAAUAACCAAACGCAUCAAUUAUGAUAAACACAAUUUCAUAAACCUCACAUUUCAUGACUCUCAGUUUUCAGUUGGCAUUGACUUGACAGAGUCAAAAAGGAUGGAAAAUUCAAAGACGUUUGAAAAGACAAGUGAACAAGAUUUGAAGGUGGUCAAAUUACUUGUUUUUUAAAGUGUGGGAGAUGAUAAGUUGCACGUGCCAACAAGACUGGAAAAUGUUCUUUUUCUUGGCUUAAUUCCCAUUAUAGAUUAAUUCUAAAACUAGACAAGGAGAUGCAAAUAAAUGCAAGACAAGAAAGCGCAUACUAAAAAUUAGUAAAAUUGCAAAGUUUGGUUGCGAAAGGUUGUAAAAUGCGGAAAAUAUAGCCUUGCAAAGUAUACUUUUAUUAAUUAUAGCCUUAAAAAUUGUAUACUUUUGUAUUGCGUGCGAAAUUCCUACCACAUUCCUACCACAUUUGGGCCGAAAAUGGUAGCAUGCAAUUUCCGCAUGCAAUACAAAAGUAUACAAAAUUUGCAAACUUUGCAUGGGGGCGAUAUUUUCCGCAUUUUACAACAUUUCGCAACCAAACUUUGCAAAUUUACUAGUUUUAGUAUGCUCUUUUUAGCUGUGGUGAUUUAUUUGCAUCUCCUUGCCUAGUUUUAAAGUUAGUCUAUAAUGGGAAUUGUCUAUUCCUUACAGCAGACAGAUCCACCGUUAAAAUGACCAUCCCCCCAUGCCUCGCCGUCCUCUAUUGAGAGUCUGGUCACUCCAAUGGAGGAGUUGGAGACUAGUUUCUUCUUAGAGGUCGCUCAUGGGAUUUUCAAAAAAAUGACAAAAAUUUGGUGUUUUAGUGAAUCCAAUAGGUAAAACCGAUAUCCUAAAUAGCUAGGGGUUAGUAAGAUGUCCUAUGGGCUAACUUCCAAAAAUUGCAUCCAAGAUGGAUUGCCUAUAUUAGAUGGAAUAGCCUAUUCCCAAGAUCUCGCUACGUACUGUAUGAUCACUUUCAUGUUUUCUCGAGAUCACAGGCACGAAUGUCUCUAUUGUAAUUAGCAGAACACUGACUGGGUUUAUCAUGAUUGUGUUACAAUACGUAUGUGGGUUUAUUGUGACCUGACUAGUGAAAACAAUGGAAUAUUGAAAACAAUAACCUUUUGAUACAGUAAUGUUCACUAAUGUUGAAAUAAACUGAUUGCGUAUACUAACAUGUGUAGAAUGAAGAUGAGGAGCUAUCCGAAUAUGAAAAACGACGGCUUAUCAAUAUCAAGCGAAAUCAAGCUAUGUUAAUUUCGUUGGGCGUUACGACGGUAUGUUCAUAAAACUUACAGUAUACAAUAAAACUUAUUAAUGUAACAACUUAAAAUACGAAAAGUGCACAGCCACAGGGGAAUCUCGUCAUAACAGACACCAUUGAUUGCUCUGCAACAGUGUUGUAACAAGUUGAGUCAUUGGCUCGGACUCGACUCGAGUCCAAUGCGAAAAAUACACUCGACUCGAGUCAACAGCCCCAAAUGACUCGACUCGGACUCGACUUGCUGAUUUUUGCCGUAAAUGACUCGAGUCCAUUCUCGGUCACUUGUACAGAAUAUUAAAAUUCGUCAUUCAAAAUUAUUGUGAUUGUAUUGCUAGGGAAGAACAAUGAGCUCUGUGAAGUUGUAAACAAUGAAAAAAUAUAUGGGAUUUGCAAGGAAUAUAUUCCUGACGUGCAUGCCUAUAUCACAUUUCUGUUUUUAGAAACAACGCUACUCGCUAGUGCCACAGUUUUUAAAAUGGAGUCUCAAAAUUUUUUGUCCUUAUACUAAUUCUAACCGGUUCUUUUUAUUUUUGGUAUUUAUGAAGUGCUAUAUAAUUUCAAAUUGACUUACAAAGCAUGAUUAUUUAAACUUAAAAGUUAAUUCUUACUCCAGUUGCAAGUUAUGCCCGUUGUAUGUACGUACACAGCUUCGUCCCCAGGCUCCAACUCAGACGCGCAAUUUCCAUUUCUCACGAAACGGCGCAGCAAAUCAAAGUGCCUGGGGACGAAACUGGUACGUACACUCGAUCAGCAGGCAUGAUGAGACAUCUCAUGUGGUUGUACUUAAUAUUGACUAGAACUGUGAUAUUGGUAUAGCCUAGCUGCCUAGAUACUGUUAUUAAAUGACUAAAGUGAUUAGCUUAAUUAAAAGGUAAAUUUGAUUACUAAUUUCAGACUGCAAGCUAGAGUAGCGAACCAUUACAGAAAGUGUGGGGUGGACUUGAUCAAAUUCGCUGAUUUAAGUCAAGUCUACAGUGUAGCUGUUGAUUCGACUUAAACCAGUGACUCGACUUGACUCGAGUGAAGCCGCUGACUCGAGUCGAGUGAAGCCGCUGACUCAACAAGUCUAGACAAACUUUUUAUCACAGCUUGAAAGAGCAUCACAAAAUUAGCAAUAUUCCAAAGUUUCGUUGCGAAAUGUUGUAAAUUGCGGAUAAUAUAGCCUUGCGAAAUUUGAAAUUUUCAGUCAUUUUGUAUUACAAACGGGAAAUGGUUACCACUUCCGUGCGUAAUACAAAAUGACUGAAAAUUACAAACUUCGCAAGGCUAUAUUAUCCGCAUUUUACAUCAUUUCGCAACGAAAUUUUGGAAUAUUACUAAUUUUGUGAUGCUCUUUCAAGCUGUGAUGAAAUUUUUGUUUAGGCUAGUUGAGAUCAAAAUUUUGGAAAAGUGGUAACCGUUUCCCGCUUGUAAUACAAAAUGACGAAAAUUGCAAAUUUUGCAAGGCUAUGUUAUCCGCAUUUUACAACAUUUCGCAACGAAACUUUGGAAUAUUACUAAUUUUGUGAUGCUCUUUCAUGCUGUGAUGGAAUUUUGUCUAGACUUGUUGAGAUCCAAAUUUUGGUUAAUUGGGGAUUGGUCCAUUAAUCAACUGAAUUGUUGUAUUGAAAUUUCCUAUAGGCCUCGAAAUAAGUGCCGGUCACCGGUCACUGACCGGUAAAAUUUCACAGUUUGACUGGCAAAUACUGUCGCCUGGCGGACAUGCGUGACCGGUAAUUCUUUUAAUAAGUUUAAAUCUUUUAAAAUUUCAUAUAAGUGCAAAUAAUCUUAACAAAUACACAUUAAAUCAUACACAAAACUGAAUGCUGUCCUUUUAUAAAUUUAAUUAUUUCACAAGUACGAUGUAGCCUAAAGCGAUUUCAACUUUUACGUGCGCGUGUACGCAAUUAAACUGGAAUGCAGCCUUAAAGCUUGCUUGCAACUCAAACUACAGUUGUCAUUUGCGACUUAAUAUUAAUCUGUUAGCAAACAAUGUUAAUGUUAUUAGUAAUGAUUACUACUACAGCUUUGAUAAACGCCAUACUUCUACUUUGUAUGCGAAUACAAUUAAAAUACACAGUCGUUUCUAAAAUUACGAGUCACGCGAAAGAUGAGGGGAAAAAAAGCUAAGGAGUGACAAUGCUGGACCGGCAUAACUUCCGCUGUGACCGGUAAAUUUAGUGAUCCACCGGUCAUAAUGACCGGUAUAACGUCCAGAUUUAUUUCGAGGCCUGUAUGUAAGUGAAAUAAUUACAAUGCAAGUGAAAUAAUUACAAUGCAAUGUUUGUGCUAGACAGUACUGUACUGUACACGCGUAAAAAUCAUCAUGUUGAUGCAAGUUGUUCAAAACAGGAGCGAACAAUGUUGUGCUGCACCCCGUGAACAAUAUUGUUAACAAGUUGUUGAACCAUCAACAUUGUUGCAACUUGUUGACAAUUAUGUUAACAACUUGCAACAGUACUGAUGGUUGAACAACUUGUUAACAAUAUUGUUCACGGGGUGCAGCACAGCAUUGUUCACUCCCGUUUGAACAACGCCGAACAACCUGAUCAAUUUUUACCCGUGUACUAGCCUUUUGAUUAUAUGUUUUUAGUUAUGAUCAGAUUUUGUGGGGAGGUGUGCACCUUCGCUGAGAUCAUUUUGCACUUCCCCGGGGAUUUUUUGCACCUUCCCGGAGAUUUUUUCCCAGACCGCCGCACCUGUUCUAAAAUGUAGCUGUCCUACAAUACCUCCCCUAGCAUUGUGGCUUUGUUUUGGGUACAAUACACUUUUCCAUUGUCCAUUGACCAUUGUUUAGAUGGACUUGUGUAAAAAUACUAAAACAAUUAUUCGCCUCAGGCUCGGUGAUUAUCGGGGAAUAUUCACCUCGAUAAUCACCUCGCUUUUGGUGAAUAAUUGUUAAAUGUAUGGUAGAAAUGUCAGGAAAUAUUUAUUUCUAUUAAAUUACUGUUGCUGAGAUAGUGUAUAUUUUGUGCAUGGGGGACACUUCGCGAAAUACUGAUGGAGCUGGGGAAAUUGGGUUUGCCAACAACAACUUUUUGUGGCUUGAAAUCGAGGCCGUUGGCCAAAAUGAUUUCGCUUCGUGGCAACCCCCUGGGGAAUAGAUUUUCUGUGGUUCAAUGCAUAGUACCAUAGAUGCUCGAUUACCACAAAAAGUUCCCAAGCAAAAAACUUGCCAAACACCGAGAAAAUGGGUGAUCAAUGAUUAUCCUCUAUUAAUUAAAUUGUAUUACAGCAAGAAAAUGUGAAAUUUUGUAUUCAAUUACAACAAAAAUUACUUGCAUCAUCAGAAAGCUUACAAAAAACCACAUAUAAGACUUAUAAACAGUUUUUUAUUUUUCAAAUAGGCUUUGAGUUAUUGCUGUUUUAAAUGUGAAAAUUGGACCAAAAUGUCGCAAUAAGGACUGGGUACUAGAUCAAAAACGCGUUUUUGACAGCGUAUAACUCGAAAACAAUUUGAGAUAUAAAGAAACUGUUUAAUGUCUUAUAUGUAGAUUUUUGCAAGCUUUCUGAUGAUGCAAGUCAUUAUUGCUGUAAUUGAAUAUAAAAUUUCACAUUUUUUUGCUGUAAUACAAUUUAAUAGAGGAUAAUCACUGAUCACUCAUUUUCUCGGUGUUUGGCAUGUUUUUUCCCUCCCUGGCCCCCUUUACUAAUAAUAAUAAAGAAAUACAAUACUAUGUUUAAUAUUUUUAAGGCUGCAAGCUUUUUGAGUGCGAAAGAGAGGAGAGUGUAAGUAGUGACUACUGUACAGUAUAUGCUAACGUAUUUUAAUUUUACCCAAUCAUGCAUGAUCUGUAAACAGUUUUCAUACGCUGAUAAUUUUCCCCUGCUAAUUCUAGUUUAAUCUAACGGAUCGUAUCGUUAAUCGAAUUAUCAGCUUAUAAAAUCAUUAUUCUCUAAAUCGACGUUAAAACACGAAAUUUCGGCACAUUCUUUGCAGUUUCGUGUCAACCGCGCUGACAAAAACCGAAUAGAAAGGUUUACCAGCACUGAAUGUUAAUUUCUGCCAUAAUUGGCUUCACACUUUGGACUCGUGUUCUCACUCCAUGCAGAUAUACACACACGUAAAAACGCACAGUUGUUACAGGUCUGAAAACAAGUUGCUACAAAUUGUUCACAAGCUGUCAACAAGUUGUUGUAACAAGUUUGGAACAAGCUGCUAACAUGCAACUUGUAACAAGCUUGAUGGCAUUAUCAGACUUGUAUAGCAAAGUUGUUCUAACAAGUCUAAUACAGUAGUUAUAUAACAAGAAUGUUACAAGGCUGACGAUACAAGGUUCUAACAAUAUUGUUAUAUCAUGACUGUACCCUGUAUUGGACUUGUUGGAACAACCUUGCAAGUUGUAACAAAUCUAAUAAUAUGAACAAAGUUGUCCCAAGUUGUUAACAGUUUGUUCCAAACUUGUUGUGACUUGGGACAAGCAGUGCGAAAACAACUUGUUGACAGACUUGCUACAAGAUGUGAGUCUAUUGUGUGUGUAUAUGAAGCUCGCUGGACGUUUGUCAGCUCAUGCUACUCCCCCGUGGGAGGCACGUGACCAUUCCCAAGUUCUUUUCUCUGCGCAGGGCAAAAACCUCAUUUUGAUCAAUUUUUGACCCUCAAAGUUGGCGGAUAUGUUGUCUUUUGAUUAAUUUUAGCAGCAAGUUUGUGUAAUGACGUCAUUUUCGGCACAUUCUAGAGUAAAAAGGCUGACGGAAUUUUUCCAACGCAGAUACAAAUAUUUAUUACACUGGCCGCAGCCAGUGCAUGUCAUAGAAUGGCCUUGGUCUUUUUCGGGGUUUUUUUUGGUUGUCGCAAGUGUGACUUUCCAUUGCGGCAUCGUGGGCUCAGGAUUUCCAAUUUAGCUAAAAACAUGUUCAGGUGAUUACGACACGCUUGAACUUUUUCUAUGUUUUUCGAUAAGAUAUCGCUGAAUUCUAUUGGUUUUGUAUGGAUUUUUAUUGUGCCGUACUCUGAAUGUUUGUGAUCAUGAAGUGACGGCCGUCAAGAAGUGAGGAACAUCUAUAUAUUUCAAAUUAAUUUUUAGAAUAUUGCGAUGGUAUUUUACCAACCGCGAAGGCCAGUGUGAACGCCUGAACAGGCGUCUUGUUAAUACUAUCUUGUAUAUAUUGUGGCUCAAACAUUACGCAUACCAAAAAUCAUAUUUGGGCUUUUGUGGCAAUUCCAAAAGGUUAAAUUAUUGAUGUAAAUUAAUUAUUAUAUUAUUUAUAUUAUUCUAUGUUGUUCCUGUUGUAGUCCGAGAAAGCCGAAAGCGAAACCGUUCCAACCUAUCCGACGAUCUACGCGAAUUAGUGGGAACGCUAAUGGAAGGACAGUUUCACAAAUCGUUCCAAAUACACCUGCUAACAGUGUUGCAGUUACAGUGAGUAUUAUACGCAUGUUCAUGCAUUGUAUACUCUAGUUUAUAGUUCCCAGCAUGUUAAAUGUGGGAACAGUUUUAAUUGUAGCACGGGAACAAUUCGUCGCCUGUUUCUCAUGGGGCAUUACUAUAUCUGACUCUUCCACAGUCCCUCGUUAUAUUUUAGGACGGGAGAAUUAUGCCCGUUCGCGGGUUAGGCGUUGACAGCUACACCAUUAUCCAACGCGAGCGACUGGGGACGAAUCAGUUACUGUAUAGCAUUCGAUUGCUGCUAAUAUAGACCAGUUAGACAGCGAACUGAACUAAUAAAAUUUAAUUACUUUAAUUCGAAGCCUGAAAUUCUCCUGCCUACUGUAUGUAAUGGACAUUUCUUGCUAACACAAUAUUAUCUUGCGUGGUGUGUAGGAAAAAAGACAAUCUGGUCCAGUAAACGCGGUUCCAGAGAAUGACGUUGAAGAAGCCGAUAGUAAGAACUUCCUGCAUUCUUUAGACAUGCUGAAUAAAAAUACAAAGGUUUGUAGUAUACCAAAUAUUCUUUUUCUAACUCAUAUACUGUAUAGUACAUGUGUACGGUACAACAUACCAUUUUAUUUUAUGUAAUACCUUGCUGAAUUCUGAUCGUUUAAUUGGCUGUUUAUGGUCACGUGAUAUUGAGUAGAAAAUUCCCUUUCCCAAAAGUGCAAUGGAAUACGUUCCAUUGCACUCUUUGCGAGUGCAAUUGUGCUAUACGUUUUAUUCCAUUGCACUCUUUGUGUUUUCGAUAAAUCGCAUCCGUCAAAAUGCUUCUCAUACGAAUCUAUUAGUGUAUUUUGGUAUUAUAUAAAACAAAUAAUGCAUGAACGUUUAUUCGUGCAAUGGUAAGAAUAUUUUCAUUCGGUGAAAGAUGGAAUGUUCCAUUCAACUCGGCUGUCGCCUCGUUGAAUGAAACAUUCCAUCUUUCACCUCAUGAAAAUAUUCUUACCAUUGCACGAAUAAACAUUCAUUAUUUGUAUACUAUAAACUGAAAGUGAGCUCAUAUACUGCAUAUAAUGAUGUUUUUAAAACAAGUGCGUUAAAAACCAAAAUUUCGGCAAUAUUAAAUCGCCAUUGUUACCAUACAGAAACAGUAUAGUGGCAUAACGUUUUUGACCAGUUUUUCGCUUUUAGAAUAUUCAAUAUAUCCUUCGGAGUAACUGAUACCGACAAUAAUUAAUUUAACCUGGGAUGCGUCUAUACAAAGUUUUUUUAUAUCUGGGUUAUUUGGCCGGGAUGUGCGUAGUUGAGGAUUCUUGUCUCUCCAUUAAUAUCGCAUCAGUUUCGUUCAACUAUGCAAGAUAAUUAUCAGUUUUUAUUUCAUUUAGAUAACCACAAAUAUUGUCUCAGAAGAAAUGUCAUGCACUGAAAGGUAUAUGCAGUGAGAAAUUCGCGAUUCUUGACCAGGAAAUAACUAUCAAUACUAUCAUGCCUUCCGUUAUGUAGGCCCUCCUCGUAAGUCGCUAACUCACUGACUGAAACCGUGUAGCUCUGAACUAUAUUCUGAAAUGAUUUCCCUAUAUAAGCCUCAAAUUAUAUAAAGGGUCACUCGGGGGGGCGGGGGCGGGGGCGGGGGGAGUGAUUGUCUUGGCACUCUAUAUCACACAUAACACAAGCGUGACCAUGCCCUAACCCUUACAUAAUAGUAAUUGUUUGUGGACAGAAAUUAAAAUGUAAAAUGAUAUUGAAGUGAAUGAUUGUUUUAGCUGUAAUGUCCGUGACAACUCUUGAAACCAACUGAUUGAAAAUUAUAUAAUGAUAUAAAGAUAUAAAGAUUUAAUGCAUUUAUUUUGCUUUGUGUUAUAAACUAAGAUUUUAGCCGUCUUGGGUACCAUGUGGCUAAUGAAACAUGAACGUUUUAUAAUUACUUUAAGAAGAGUAGAAUGAAAACUCUGCAAAAUGGUCUUUGAAUGUAAUGUCCGCAAAGAUGAAUUGACCCAUGCAAUUGCAUGUGAGGACCUUGUAUAAAAACCUUUUUCUUGGUCUAAUCUUAUAAUGUAAUUAAGUAAUGAUCAUAUUUCUAGUUUCAAAGAAAGAACAUCAAAACUACGUGUCAGUGUUGAAAACGUUUGUAAAAUUGUUUGGGAAAAAAUUACAACAAUGACAUUCCAUCCAAGCUGUGAUAAAACUAUCAUCUGUGCUGGUGAUAGGAAAGGAAAUAUUGGAUUUUGGAAUGUGGUAAGUAAGGAAACUUUGCGUUUUUUAUUGGCUAUACCAUAUAAGUACUACAUGAUCAUCAUUACAACGAAAAUGCAACAAAUUUUAACAAGACUGUUGUGA
This is a messenger RNA of Paramuricea clavata, 12064 nucleotides long. NCBI's taxonomy places the organism in Eukaryota, Metazoa, Cnidaria, Anthozoa, Malacalcyonacea, Plexauridae. The record is from the annotation of a GenBank genome assembly.